Molecule: messenger RNA, 1871 nt
Organism: Salmo salar (Atlantic salmon)
Lineage: Eukaryota; Metazoa; Chordata; Actinopteri; Salmoniformes; Salmonidae
Source: RefSeq, a predicted model, not a curated record
AUGAAAGCAGGUUCACACUGGAGCACAUGUGACAGAAUCUGGGGCUCCAGACGCCGGGGGGGCCCCACACACUGCCACGGUGCCGCCACCGGCUCACCUUACAGCCUGUGCAUCGCUCUCUUCAGAGAUUUCUGGCAUGAUAUCUGUAAAGCGCGGUCUAAGAAGUCCAAGCUGUCCAUAGACAAGUCCACAGAGACAGAUAAUGGCUAUGUGUCUCUGGAUGGGAGGAUAACCUGUAAGAGUAGUGAGGAGAGGCUCCAGCUCCAUGAUGGAGGAUCUCACCACUGUGACCUGCUGCUGAGGUCAGACGAGACGUGUUGGACCGCACCCCCGCCUCCCAACACUCUGCUGCUGCCCCCCGUCACCAAGGAGACCCAGAGCCGUGGUGUGGGUGUGGAGAACAUGUCUGAUGAGGCAUCUAGUGAGGAGGAUCCUGAAGCGUCCUACACCGCCAUCCGUAGGGGCGUGCGCAUCAGCAGCGACUGCACGCUGCGCAACAGGAAGCCACAUCACUACAAGAAACACUACACCAUCAACACUGAGGAGACUCCUAAGUCCGGUACCAGCUGUAGUUCUCGGUGCUCCAGCCUGCGGACCCAGGACUCAGAGAGCACCAGACAUGAGUCAGAGACAGAGGACCUGCUGUGGGAGGACUUCCUGCACUGUGCUGAGUGUCGCUCCUCCUGCACCAGCGAGACAGACGGAGAGGGAGCUGCAGUCUGCCCUGCUACCAAGAAGGAGUACAGAGAUGACCCCUUUCACCAGGGUCAUACAUGGCUACACAGCACCAACCCCGGUCUGGAGCGGGUCAGUGCCAUCGUCUGGGAGGGGAACGACUGUAAGAAGGCUGACAUGUCUGUCCUGGAGAUCAGCGGUAUGAUCAUGAACAGGGUCAACCUGUACACCCCAGGUAUUGGCUACCAGGUCUUUGGUAACCUGGUGUCAGUGACUCUGGGCCUGACGCCCUUCGCCUAUAGGCUGUCUCAAUACAAGGACCUGGAACAGCUGACACAGCUCUCAGCCAAUGAGCUCAUCUCUGUGGCGUUCGGCUCCUCCUCCGACGUCAUGGUGAUCACCAUGGUAACGCUCAGCUUCAUGGUGCGCGUCUGUCUCAUCUGGCUCUUCUUCUUCCUGCUCAGCGUGGCCGAGAGGACAUACAAACAGAGGCUGCUAUUCGCCAAGCUGUUUGGUCACCUGACGUCGGCACGGCGAGCCAGGAAGUCGGAGGUGCCUCACUUCCGUCUGAAGAAAGUCCAGAACAUUAAGAUGUGGCUCUCUCUGCGCUCAUAUCUCAAGAGAAGGGGUCCUCAGCGGUCGGUGGAUGUGAUCGUGUCCUCUGCCUUCCUCCUCACCCUCUCUGUAGUCUUCAUCUGCUGUGCUCAGUUGCUCCAUAUCCACCACACCUUCCUGGAGUGUCACUAUAACUGGGAGCUGGUGAUCUGGUGUUCUUCUCUGUCUCUCUUCCUGCUGCGCUUUGUUACCCUGGGCUCAGAGACCAGCAAGAAGUACAGCAACACCUCCAUCUUACUGACAGAACAGAUUAAUCUGUACCUGAAGAUGGAGAAGAAACCAAACAAGAAGGACGAUCUGACAUUAGUCAACAACGUACUGAAGCUGGCCACCAAGCUAUUGAAGGAGUUGGAUGCUCCAUUCAGGCUGUAUGGUCUGACCAUGAACCCUCUGCUCUACAACAUCACCCAGGUGGUCAUCCUGUCUGCUGUGUCCGGGGUCAUCAGUGAUCUGCUGGGCUUCAACCUGAAGCUCUGGAAGAUCAAAUCAUGACAGUAAGCUGAUCAGGUCACAGCUGGCUCUGGAAGAUGUCAUACAUUCUCUCACCACACAAGGGCGCUGUUGUCCUUUCGCUCACGGAC